UUAAGUGAAUGUACUUCUUUGUUUCUGUGAACCUGAACCAUCAGUUACUUAUUGCCACAAAAUUUCUACAGACCCGCAAUGGAACAAAGGAACAGCCUGGUCCCUCUGCUUUAAUAAUGGUAGCAUUGAAGCAAUGGCGUAGUAGCAUCAAAGGAGAGAAUAUGGGAAAGUUCAUCAUUCCUUCUGAAAGGAAGCAAAAACAUAGAGAUGAUCCAUAUGCAAUUUCCAUUCAAAGUUCUGAAAUGAUUGCUACAAAUGCUAGACACUCAGCAAACUGUAGACACUCUGAUUUGGAAGCAGCAUUCCAAAACUUCAAAGACUCUACAUUUUUCAGUAGAACUUUCACAGACUUUCCCAAAUCUCCUGACUGUUUUAAUCUUUUGCAUCCCAUUUUCCAGCGACAUGCUCAUGAACAAGAUACAAAACUUCAUGAUAUCUAUAAAGGUAUCAUUACUCCCCAACUGAAUAAAUGUGCACUUAAAACUUCAGCUGCUUCAGAUGUUUGGGCGGUGCAUUUUUCCCAAUUUUGGAUAGACUACGAAGGAAUGAAGAGUGGGAAAGGACGGCCAAUAAGCUUUGUGGAUUCAUUCCCUCUUACACUCUGGAUUUGUCAACCCAUGAGAUGCGAACAGUCACACAAAGAGCCUUUUUGUAAUGAUGAAUCUCUCAAUUUUCUCAAAAGUGAUUCUUGUGACCUCGCUAAUAGGCUGCAGCAUAAAAAACGUCUGAAAGAGUAUUAUAGCACUGGGAUGGAAGCCUUCACCAAUGGUACUGAAAAUUUGUCCUCCACUAAAAGCACUUCAGGAUCUCAGUCUGCAUAUUUUGCAGAUAUUCAUGUUUUACUUCAUAUUCAAAAACAUGUAAGCAUGCAGAUCAAUCAUUACCAGUAUCUUUUCUUACUGUACCUCCAGGAAUCUCUUGUGUUACUCCUGGACAACUUGAGGAAGGAUGUAGAGACUGUGACAGGGAAUCCAGCAAAAGAGGCAAAUGUCUGUAUUGGGAUCUUAUUGAAAAGUGCUGACAUAGCUUUGUUGCUUCAACCACUACUGCAAGGAAGCAUCUGCAAGCCUCCCAUUUUAGAACAAGGAGGUCCAAUGACAUCAGAUCUCUCACCCAUGGAAAACAGAGAAGAUUAUGAAUCUGAAAGCAAGCUAGUUUCUACUUCUGUUACACAGAUGAGCAAUUCAGAUAUUAAUGUUGUAACCAACUGUGGAUCUUCAAAUGCUGAUCUUAACAAAGCCAUUCUGGUGAAUCCGAUUUUAAAAUCAAAUAGUGAUGUGGAUUUACCAAGCAAAAGUUCAUUUUUGGAUGAUGCAUCAGAAAAACUUUGGAGGAAAAUGAAUGAAGAAAAUAACAGUGGGCUUUUCAGUCGUAGUGAUUCAGAAGAAAUUUGUGAGUCAUUAAGUGACAAUUCCUAUACUAAGGAAUUGGUUAAUAUGUCAAAUUGCAGAGAAGACUCUAUCAAAAUGCUGAUGGACAAGGAAGAAGAGAAAAGUGGUUUCUCAAAUAACAAAAGUAAAGCAGAAUGCUCAGCUGUUAAAAUUAUAGAAAUUGAAACUGAUUCUGUGGGGCAGUCUGAGAAGUUUGAAAAUGACAAAGAAAAAUUGAGCACAGCAAAAAUGCUUACAUUUCAGUCUCCAUUAAGUGGAAAGCCUAAGGAAUCGUGCCAGUCCAAUCUCCCUGCAUUCUCUGUUUCUUAUAAGAACAUGAAGAAAAGUCCAUCACAAGCCUCUUUGGAUACCAUUUCUACUGACAGCAUCUUGUUCGAAGAACACUAUUUGGAAAGUGAUGGAAGUGACAGCCAAAGCUUUUUGGAGAAAGCUAUCUUGUCCAAUAAACUGGUGGAAAAUAUGCCUGAUGAAGGCACAGUGAAUGAGAACUAUGGUGAAUCAUCUCCAGAUGUCCUCAGUGCAAUUUCAGAGUGUACUCAGGAUGCUAGUGAAGAAAUGAUGUCGGUGGUAGUUUUUAAAAUAUUUGGUAUUAAUGGUGAAAUUGACAUCAGAGGUGAAGACACAGAAGUAUGCCUUCAGAUAAAUCAAGUUUUAGCAAAUCAGCUGGGCAAUAUCAGUGUUCGACAUUAUCUUUGCAAUCGAACAGCAGGUUCAGAUCCUAAAUGUGCAGCUGGGCCAAUUAAACCAACUCCUGAAAUAAGGCUGAGAUGGGAAAGUGGACCCAGCGCUGUAAUACAUUCAUUGCAAUCUGAAAAAAAUGGGUUUCUACAAUGUCAUGUAGAAGAUUUUACUGCUGAUUUCCUAACCUCCUCACUUAUGAACAUUCAGCGUUUCUUGGAAGAUGAAAUGCUUGCAGAAGUGAUGCCUAUGAAUGUAAAAAUUUCUAAUACAAAAAUCAACAUAAAAGAUGAUAGUCCUCGUGACAGUUUGUCUGCUCCUGAAUCAGUCCCAAUAACUUUGCAUAUUGAUCUGCUUAUGAUAGAGAGGAAAGAGGAUGGCUCAUUUUACAUUACAGACAACCGAACAGUUAGUAGUGAUGCACCAAAGACUAAGACACACAGUAGUAUAGGCGAUCAGGAUGCUGAAGUUGGCACACACAAGAAUUUUCGGUCCCAGUCCACACAAACAUCUCCAGAAAUCAACAGAUCCCAAGGAUUUAUGACUUUACCCAUAGUAAUCAAAGAACAGCUUAUUGAAGAAAAUGAAUGUCUAAAACAGGAAUUAGCCAAAGCCAAGAUGGCCCUUGCUGAAGCUCACUUGGAAAAAGAUACCCUGCUUCACCAUAUUAAAAAAAUGAAUAAUGAAAAAUGUUAGCAGACGCUAUACGUUAAUGCGGAACAAGAAAGGACCCAUUUUAUAAUAGUUUUUGUUUAUGGAACUGAACUCAGAGCAACAUUUCUGUAGAAAAUGCACUUAUAAGAAGGCGUAGGAAGAAUUAGAUUUUUUGUUCCUUUUUAAACUCUAAGUUGCAGUGAUGUGAGGAAGAACAAUUUCUAUUAUACACCAUUGACUUGCUAAAUAAGUGGUGGCAUGAAUAAAAUAUCCCUUUGUCAUUGAUAGGAUAUCUUCAUCUUCAUUUGUGAAGAUAAAAAGUCUUUGUUACAACAGAAAUACUGUUCAAGGGACAUUAAGUUUGCACUAUACAUAAAAUGGCAUUGUGAAAACUUGUGAUACCUGCUUAGAGAGGAGUACCCCCAAGUCUCAAAAUGUAUAACUACAGUGUGGGAAAGGAUGAUCAGAACAUAAAUGGCCAUAGUAUGGUGGGCAAAAUUGGAAAUUGCACAGUCAAUUGGACAACGAUUUGUCAUUAGCUUGCAGAACAAUAAGGUCAUUAGAUCAGGGCUCUUUUUGAGGAUCAUUAGUCAUUUCUUUGCUUUGACAAUGAAACUCAGCCACUCUCAGCAACAUUUAAAUUUUUAACAGUUUAAUGUUCUUUUGUAAAAGUAACAUCGCUGUAUAUUAAUGUGCUUGAAAACAGUUAUAUAAUUAUUUGAACUUGUAACACUUUAACAAAAUGUAAAGCUGCAUUUUAUAUCAUAGAUUACGUGUAAAAAUUAAAUUUCAAACUUUCAAUUUAAAAAUUGCUGUAAAUAAGUAAAGUACACAAACCUGUGCAGAAUAUUCUUAAAUUUUUAAAAUAAUAACUAAACCCCCUGAUAGAAGAAUUAUCAGGAUGAUAAUAGUAUAUAGGUUAUUCAGUGAUCUUUCUUGAUCAUUAUUUGAAGUCAUUUUGAGGAGCAUGCAUUUGCUAUGCUUGAACUAUAAAAUAAUUCAGGGAAUGAUUAAUUUCUUUUUUAAAGUAAAAGUAAGAGACCAAAUAAACUAAAAUCUGGUGACAGAAUUAACUGAAUUGGAAAUAAGAAAAUUGAUUUGAAUCAAAAUGAUUUUAAUUAAAGUUUAUGUGAUGUAAUUCAUAUUUCCUGCAUUAAAAAUAAUUGAAGAUUCUGCAAAGAGAAGAUAAAUCAAGAUGUCUCAGUUGUGUAAAACAAUUAUAUACUGUAUGUCUUUAUUUUAAAACAAUACAGUCUUAAUUUUAUGAGCCAACUCUUCAGAAGGUCAGCUUAUUUCUCCUAUUCCUUUCUAACCAAAUUACCAGUAUACUGUAAUUCCUUUCUUACCAAAUUACCAAAAUAUCUUUAUUUCUGACACGCACUUCCUAAAUAUUAUCCCACCAUUCCUCUAUCUAUAUGCUUUUAUCUGGCAUCCUAAUUCAGUUUAUCAGAAACAAAAGUUAUAUUCUGUAUGUCCAGGUUGAACCUCCAAAAUACCUGACAUAAUAAAUGCUUGUUAAAUUCAAGUGAUUAAAAUCUGAUGCAGUGUAAGCAUACUACUAGUAAGUUAUUUGCCAGGUUAUUUUGUACAGGUUAUUUACAUACAGUCCAUUUUAAAAGACUGUACAUAACUAACUGCCAUUUAACUAGGGAUUAAGAUUCAUUGAGCUCUCUGCAUGUUUAUUUCUAAGUAGGCAUAUGUAGGAUUGCACUGUAAAUCAGAUAUAUUCAGGUAGUUCUGUUAAUGACAGCAAUUUCCAUCACUAAGCAAUAUGGUCAUAAAGUUCAAUGUCAUGUGACCACGCUGCUUAGCAAUGGCAGUUCUAGCACUUCCCGGUUGCCAACAUUAAGUGAAUCCCGCAACGUCACAUGGUCACCACUUGUGACCUGCCAGCUUCUCCAUUGACUUUCCUUGUAGGGAAAGAAAGUCACAAAUGGCAAUCAUGUGACUGUGGGACCUGCAACGUGAUUACAAGCUGGGCGCUGAGCACCCGGAUCACAAUCACAUGACUGCGGGGGCACUAUGAUGGCCGGUCUAAGUACCACUCAUUCAGCACCAUUGUAAGAUGUGUAAGCACUGUAAGAUGGGAAUUGCUUGACCCUCAUGCUGUUGUCCUCUUACUUCAUGCUUGUCAUACUAUGAUUUUAUAGCAGUGACUUGGUCAAAAGAUGUGACUUUGUGCUUGUUUGAAUUCACUGAACAGGUCCAGUGCUACUCUUUUCUAUACUUUUCUCUAUAAGAAAAUGUGAAUUUUUAAAGCAAAGAAUUGGUAUGUUAAAUGAUAGAUUCAGUUUCUUAUUCAGUUUUUAAAAAAUCAGAUAUUGGUGCUGAACAAAAUAAUCCCUUCAAACUCUAAAAUUAAAAAUUGUAUUAACAGAUUCCUAUGAAUGAAUUAAGACCUCUUACUUCACUAUUAUGACUCUCCAUGCUUCUCAGUUGGUUCGGAAGAAGUGGGUUGGAUUUUGCAUGAGCAUACCACCUUUCUGUUAUUUAUUACAACGUGCAUUUUUUCAGGCUUCCAUACAUGCCUGAAAAAAGAGGUGUUGCUGCUGUAAUGAAUCAAAUAAUUAAAGCAAUAUAUAUUUAAUGAGAUUCUUAAAUAUAGCUGCAUCUUCUUUCAGCUUGUGUGAAAACCUAAAAAAAAGAAAGGUAUGCUUUAAUAAAUAGUGCAGGGGUCUGAAGCACAUUCUUCAAAUGAUUUUGAUUUAUACACAUUCCUCUCUCUCAUGUUGAAGCAACUGUAAAAUGUAUUGAGGUUACUUUUCAUGUAUAGCCGUAUACUUGGACCUCCUCCUCCUCUGCCACACUUUAUGUAUUUGAUUUCCAAAAGCAAUUGAACAGAAUGUCAUUGCUUUUACAAAAUGAACUAAAUGUUAAAUUUUGUGAAAGAUAAUAGUUUCAUUCAGUUAAAAAAAUAUCAAAGACCUGUGUGACCUCUCACAAAAUAGUGAAAAUAAGUUAUGCUCCUACUAUUUAUUGGUAAAAGAUACAUUCAUUUGGUAAUUUGAAGAAAAGAAUCUGUAACUGCUACCAUUAUGUUCAGUCUGUACCCAAAAUACAGAAACUCUGGAUCCUUGGAUAGUACGUUGUUUCAGGAAUUGGUACCAAUACAGUCUGUAGGUGUCUAAUUAUUUGGACUCUAUUCUCUGGCUGGUACUACCAGCAUCCCGAUUUAGAUAUCAGCUACUAUAGACUACUUGGAAAAUAUAAAUAGAAGAUCUCUCAGGAAACACAUUUUAGUCAUCGUGGAUGUUGAUGACCUGUACACCAACAUCCUGUACAAGAAUGUAUUGCAAACUAUCAGAAAUUCCAUCUCUGAUGGCACCACAGGACAUCUGCCAAACCUCUGUGAUUUCACAUCCAUAAUUAUUGUAUUUUUAGGGAAAACUUGAAUUUCCACAUCAAUUGAACUGAUGUGGGCACUUAUAGUCUUUAUAGCUAACUUAGAAUGCUCCCUCAGCUCCUCCUCCCAAAAAUCUCUAGCUGAAAUUCAGUGACAAAUGUAUUAUCUGGAUUCACAAACAAAAGUAAAGGUCCAUCAAAACUUAAAUACAGAGGAAUUACACAGUAAGUAUAACCUUAUUUAGGAAGCCAACUGACCGUUAUAUAUAUACUUGCAUUUUUCAGCUUCCAUUCAGAAUACACCAGAAAUUCACUGUUUAUAUCCAAGAAACAUAAUGCAUGGUCAUCUCUUCAGAUCCAUCUGAUAAACAUGUGAAGAGUGUAACUCAAGUGCAUCUCACAUAUCUAGGGAAAUUUUGCAAUAAACAGAUCAACAGGCCUGUUUCUAAAGCAUAUCAAAUUCAAAACACAACACAACAGAAUACCACUUGUUAUAUGUAAGCCCAUUCUGGACAACAUUCCCUUUCAUAGGCCUUAACUUGCCUAUAGAUCACCAUCCAAGUUAAAACACCUAUUAAGCAGCAACAGUGAUACAGAUACAGGAAUCAAAUUCUGUGCAGAUCCAGAUGCCAAUUCUACAGGAAUUGUUCUGGGGUGUCUGUCCAAAACUGCAAUGGAGGCUAUGACUAUAAUCUGCAUAGUAAUCUGGAUGGCUAUUCUUGUAUGCGUAGUUGGUUGUGUAGUGCCAUAUUAUAGGCCAGAAAAAUAUCUCAGCAGUCUUUAGCAUGUAUUGGGCAAUUUUGGCAUCACUUUUUCAGAAAUUUGCUUAGAAUAAGAACAUGAGAAACCAUCUUACACUGAGUCCCUCUUUUCGCAGUAAACCAAUUGUGCUUGGGCUCAAAGCUAAGCAAGGUUAAAGUCAUUAGGAGCCAAGCUUGACUCAAAGGCAUGUUUAAGUUUUUAAGAUAACAUUUGGAUAAUUUAGCUUUCUCAUUGACCUGAGUGAGAAAUAUUAGAAGCUCCUGUCUUUGCUCCUGGUUUUUCAUUAUGAGAAAACAAACUACUGCCCAAUUGCAGCUACACCAAAGCCUAGAUUUCUAAAUUGUUUUUCACUAGGCAGCAAUCACAUUCCACUGAGGAAAAUUUAUGAGCCUCUUCUCUCCAGACAGUACUGAUGCAGAAUUUGACUUUUCCAGGGAAUUUAAAUCUUAUCCAAAUAUGCAUACAAUGGAUAUCUUCAAAUUUGUUGAGUUUAUUACCCCCCAAAUAAACCCUUCAUGGCAGGAAUAGUCUAUACUAUUCUCCAUACCGAGGGAUUAGUAAAUGAACGGGAAACACAAAUUUAUUCAGAAUAUAUUAUAAGGAUACAAAAGUACAUAAAAAUAGUAUAUUAAAUAGAUCAUGUAAAUCAAAGCAUGCAUUACUAAAGCUUGAACGUUCUUUGUUCACUACCUUGGGGGUGAUCAGACAGCUGAUUUACUAAUCUAACAUCUACUUUUAUAUAGUUAAAUGGAUUUUUCUAUCAGCUUAUGCAUUUCUACUUAUUUACUGAUACAUUAGAAAUCUGUCAACGCAUAUGCAGAAUUAUGUUACCCACACAAAGGAAAAUUACAGGAAUAAUGAAUUUUUAUUUUGUAUACCUUUACAAGCAGGUAAAGAGAUAAUUUUGGUUCUUAAAACAUUUCCUGUAUUUUCAGUCUCUUGACUCAAUUAUUCAUGCUUCAAUUUCAAGUGAUUAAAACGGCAAAAUACUGACCGAUUUGCAACAUUAUGCUUAUCAUACUAAUUUGGGGAAUGACCAACAUUUUUCUCUGCCAUUGCGGGUCUUAGAGGAUGGGAAUUUUCUCCCUGCCUUGGGGCAAUCCUAUUUCUGAUCAAAACAUGUAUGUCAGUUAAUGCUAAUACUGUUGAUUCAUUAGCUAAAAACAUUGAAAAUGAGGAACAGACUUUUCUUACCAAAAACAAACAAAACCCCACAGAUUUUACUUUAUGUAAGCCACUUAUCAACUUAAGACCUCACUUAUUUAAAAUGAAAGCUGGGAAACGGGAUUAUGGAUUAUUCUGGGGAAACUGACCUUGAUCUUGACCAUGUCCAUAUUUACACUUAAAAGAUUAGUAUAGGACCUAAUGUCAUCCACAAUACUUGCUUAUCUUCCAAAUAAUAUAUGCCAUCCCCUUGUUAGCAAUGCCCCAUUGCACUUUAAACAUACUGUCCUAAUCUCUAUGCAAUACAAUGGACAUAUAUCUGACAUCAAAACUAUCAGUAUCCAAAGAUUAGUGAACAAACAUUACAAUUUUUCCAGAUCAUUCUAUUACUGACCCAAAAGUGAUAGUCUAAUUAUAAAGACUAGUUUCACUACAAAAUAGCAGAGAAGCAGGAAUUUUAACUUCCUUAUGGAUUAAUGAAAAACUAAGGCUUUUUAUCACACAAUGAGUUAGGAUAUGCAAAACAUUUGAAAAGGACUGUUUUGUAUAACCGAAAAGUUUAAAGCAGUGCAUCCUUCAAAAUGCUCAGGUGCUUUAAAGGCUUUUCCCAGCCAUUUCAAGGGUAUUCAUAGCUACAAGAGUCCCCGGGUUAAGAACGUCCAGGUUACAGAUGACCCGUAGUUAAGAACAGAGCCUACUGUAGCAAAACU
Molecule: messenger RNA, 8701 nt
Organism: Python bivittatus (Burmese python)
Lineage: Eukaryota; Metazoa; Chordata; Lepidosauria; Squamata; Pythonidae
Source: RefSeq, a predicted model, not a curated record